AUGUCCUCAUCAACACAACAUGGAUCGUUAAAAUGUCAUUUUCUCUCUCAUUUUCCGGGAAAAUUUUUCCUCCAAGAGCCACAUGGGUUGAUCCGUUUCCGAGCAUAUCGUUAUGGUGGUCACUUCACUUCAGUCUUUGCAAAAUUUGCAGACAUUGUGGGCUCUCCCAAGAGGAGCAGGUGGGGGUGGUGGUCCAAACCACACCUUUCCCCACUUGAAUUCCACGUUCCUCUCUCCUCAUCUCUCUCUCUUCACCUGGCCUAUGCAGAGAAGGAGAUCAUGGAACUUGGUUUGAGCUUAGGAGACUCUUCAAGGCCUUUGCUUGGAUUCAUGGAAAAGCCUCGAGAAGCCUCCAACCAACUGGGGUCAGGCUUCAACACCACGUUAUCAAUUGGUCCAGCCAUCACUAGACCGAAGGAUCAACAAGAUGAACAAGAAGAAUUUCAAGAAGAGACAAAGCCAAAGAACAACAGCAAUAACAUCAACACUCACGCAACAGAAGAUCCUUUCAAACCCAACAACAACAACAACCCAGUUCUGCAUCAACUUGAUCUUCUCCCUCAACUCUCUCUCCCUUGGCACCCUCCUUCAGAAAACGGGAGUUUAUCAUCUGAGUUGGGAGGUUCUUCGAGGGGCUUGGAUGUGAACGCGCAGCCGCUGGCGGCAGAGGACGAGGCGGAGGAAGGGGCGGCGCUGUCAUCAUCUCCGAACAGCGCAGGCUCAUCGUUUCAAAUGGAUCUCUGCAUAUACAACAACAGAGGAGGGAAUUUCUAUAAAAGGGACUAUGAGGGUGAAGCUUAUGAUCAAAGGGCCUCUUCAAGAGCCAGUGAUGAAGAUGAUAACAACGGUAGCGGCGGCAACGCCAGAAAGAAACUCCGACUCUCCAAGGAACAAUCUGCGUUCCUUGAAGAGAGUUUCAAAGAGCAUAACACUCUUAAUCCUAAACAAAAGCUUGCUCUUGCUAAACAACUCAAUCUUCGACCUCGCCAAGUAGAAGUGUGGUUCCAAAACCGAAGGGCAAGGACCAAGUUGAAGCAAACGGAAGUGGAUUGUGAGUACUUGAAGAGAUGUUGUGAGACACUAACGGAAGAGAAUAGGAGGCUUCACAAGGAGCUUCAAGAAUUGAGGGCUUUGAAGACUUCAAACCCAUUCUACAUGCAAUUACCAGCCACAACUUUGACCAUGUGCCCUUCUUGUGAGCGUGUGGCCACAAAUUCCACAUCCACUUCCUCCUCUCUCAGUGCUCCUAAUGCCACCAUCAAUGCAAAUUCAGGAACCAUGGCCAGUGUCAAAACCAGUGCUAAUAACAAUGACUCACCCUCCAAAGCCAUUGGAUUCCCCUUUGGUAAACCCAGGUUUCAUCCAUUUGUUCACGCUAGCCAGCAACCCCAUCAACACCAAUCCCCAGCAUCUUGA
Sphenostylis stenocarpa is the source of this 1416-nucleotide messenger RNA. Lineage: Eukaryota; Viridiplantae; Streptophyta; Magnoliopsida; Fabales; Fabaceae. The record is from the annotation of a GenBank genome assembly.